Molecule: messenger RNA, 2439 nt
Organism: Aspergillus pseudonomiae
Lineage: Eukaryota; Fungi; Ascomycota; Eurotiomycetes; Eurotiales; Aspergillaceae
Exons: 5
Coding region: 1-2439 (812 amino acids)
Source: RefSeq, a predicted model, not a curated record
AUGGCGCCUCGAUCCCGUCUGCAAGGGUCUGACAACACAGAGUAUCAGAGUGAUGCCAGUUCCGACCUGAGCGCAAUAUUUUCGGGCAAUGAAUCUGAGAGCGACUCCAGCAGCGGCCCAGAGUCCGAUAGCGAGGACGGUUCCGAUGAUGAAAAAGAUGAGGAUACCUUCGACGACGAGGGCCAGCUGCCUCCGGAACACUAUUUGGCCCAGGCUGAGAGCCUGGAUGUCACUCAGCUUAGACAGAAUCGGUACAGCCAGAACACUCAAGAAAGGCUUGAUGAAACUCGCAUGUACUGGAAUAGGUACUGCCAACAUAUUGGAGUUGAUCCAGCGCAGCACUGGAAAUGGAUCUCAAACUCUGAUGAGACGAUUCAAUUUCUGUACGCAUUCUUCGGUUGGCGGUGUGAUAUUCGUCGUGGCAAGGGUGGUCGCCACUGCCCAGGGAUUACCUAUCAGAGCUCGCUGAAUUCAUUCUGGAAGUGGUGGCAUCUUCUUCUGAAGCAGGAGACAGCAUCUGGACUCAGCAAAGACAUAACUGUCAAGGUGAACGAUGUCAUCGCCCUGGUCGCGAAAGAGAAAGACCUCGAACUCAAUUGGAAGCCGAAGAAGAACAUGUAUAUUGAGGAUGUAGCCGAAUUUGCACGCGUCCUCUUGACCACCACUGAGAUGACAUUCGACUGCGGUUGGCAGCGUAUCCAACUCCUUCUCUUCUGCCAGCUUGCAGCCAUUACUGCAAGCCGUCCGUCGGCGCUCCUCCACCUUCGCUAUACGGACAUAUCAUUGACUCUGAUCCGAGAUCCGGAAGGCGGACGUCCUCGACUGUUCAUCUUCUUGAAGCCUGACUUUACAAAGAGGUUCCUUGGAAAGAAGGCUGCAAAUGAAUUUAAGGUUCCCGAAAUUAUCUUCGAUCCAACGUUGGUCCUCAGUCCACAUGUUUGCCUGCUGGGUAUGCUCUUUCACGUCCAGGGCUUCAAGAAGUUUUCUACGGCCGGACCCGUGCUGGAUUGCCCAGAAAAACUUUACAGCCUUGGGGUACUGGACGGCAAGGGACAGCAGGAGUUAAAACUCAAGGAUGAAAUACUGGAUAAAUUUGUAUUCUGCCAGGUAGAGCGGCAACCCACAGGAUAUCGAAUUGCCUUGGAGAGGCCACUGACAGCAGCUACGGUGCGGUCCCGCAUGCGCCGGGGUGGUGAGAUUACGGGGUUUGACCAGAUUACCCGGCCAUACCUUCUCCGAUAUGCUGGGGCCAAAGCAUUUAACACCAGCGAAGAAGUUACGGAUGCUCUGCAAAAUGUAAUCCUACAGCACUCCGAUAUCCGCACAUUCAUCCGACAUUACGAGGUGGAUGUUGAUGUCGAUGUCCAAGGGAUCAUCCGUAAAACAGGUUCACAGUCAUCGCUAGUGCGGUUUGCUUGCUCUUUGAGUGCAUCAAUUGACCCAAAUCGACCCUAUAAACUCUCUCCCGAGGAGUCCAUGUCCCUCAAUGAGCUCCCUGUGGUCCGUGAACGGCAGGACACAGUAACAAAACGCAAGCAGAAGUGGGAUGACCGCAAAGUGACGUUGGAUCGUGCCACUGCGGCAUAUCAAUCAUCCCAUGGCCAUGAUGUUGAAGGGGCCGUUCCCCAGAAUCACCAUCAUCUAAAAGCCAAGCUGGAUCAUCUCCAUGAUCGAGCGAUGGAAGCAAAGCGGAAGUAUAACAAAGCUGUGCGGGAACUGCGGAAUGAGAAACAGCGACAGCGGAACCGACGCAUCCGAGAGAAUCUGGAGCGAUACAGGAACGAGCAACCUGUGAUUGACCUUGAACGGCAACUUGCAGGGAAGCUCGUCGACACCAAGGUGAUGGACACUCUAGAGCACACGGGCUUCAUGCCUCCACAGCAUCUGAAGGUGAUCGAUGCUGUACUGACCAUACCCGGUGCUACACUUGAAGCAGAAUAUCAGCGCCGGAUCAACGCAAUUAAUGCGAUGACUGCCUUCUGCCCGGUGGGAGAGGGGCGGCCUAUACCUCGAACUCAACCUUGCCGCCGACCCCUACCCGAUGCUAACGAUUAUUGUGCUCCUACCAAACGGCAACAGCACGUGAUAGAAGACGAGACCGAGAUAGCUCUACGACAAGCAAUGGAAUCUGUUCGAAUCAGAACCCCAGGACAGCGACCCCGAAUUUGCUUUCUCUGUGUGGGGAAUCCCAAUCUCGCGCUCAUAGACCGGAUCAAGGAAUACGCAACAGCUGGUUCACUGACAAAACAUUUUCUACGAAAACAUGUCAACACUCCCUGGCCAGCCAACGGGGUUGAGUGUAAUAUUUGUGGGAUGGAGCUGCUGGAGCAGAAAGCUACACUUUUAAAUCACGCAGAGACAUGCCACGGAACGGUUGUGCGAGGGUCCACCCAAGGGAAGCUUGCACGAGAAUGUCAACAAGCUAUAUACAUGCCGUAG